AUGGCCUUCACAGAGGAUAGCCUCAAGGCGAAACUCUCGUCCCUCAAUGAGACCCAGGAUGCUAUCUCUACUGUUGGCCAAUGGAUCUUGUUCCACAGACGACAUGCCGAGCGAAUCGCCCAAGUAUGGCUCCAACGUAUGAAAGACUCAUCACCAAAUAAGAAAUUGGUCUUGAUCUACCUUGCCAAUGAGAUUACGCAAACCUCCAAGAUGCGUAAGAAGGAAGAGUUUCUUCGGGCCUAUGAGCCCAUAAUUGCUGAAGCAACGGCUAUAGCCUAUCGAGGCUCCCCUGUCGAGACACAAAACAAGAUUAGAAGAGUUGUGGAAGUCUGGCGACAGCGACAAGUGUUCGCUCUCAACAUCCAGACAGACAUCGAGAAGCAGAUUGAUGAACUCGACCGUUCGAAAUCGACACGCAAGCCUGCACUAGGAGGCUCUCUUUUCUCCGCUUCCUCAAUUCCCCCUGAGCUCGCAUCCGUCGCUCCUCUCGCAACAACACUACAAAAGGCCGAGCUGGCCACAAAGCCAGCAGUCAGCACAGCAAACCAGGAGUACGAGAAGCUCACCGAUCCAAACGCAACGGUUUUGUCCCCACCCAUGCACGCGGCCGGAUUGGCAGCAUUAUGUAGGAAACUCGCUGUAGCCGAAGGCGCAGUAGCAGAGAGCAUCAAGGCCCGACAAGCCCUCAUCUCAGGACUCGAGAAACUCCUUGAAACAAACAAAUCCAAACUCGAGCAAGAUGAAGCGCAACUAUCCGAUCUCAAGACUCGAAAAGACGCCAUCGAUAGUCGUAAACGCGAAGUUGAAGCCGCCAUCCUCAAGGGGCUCUCCGCAGCGGAAACCAACAAAAUCUCCGCUGCCCCCCUCCCCGUCGCCACAACUUCGCCCGUGUCCCAGUCACGCCCCCAAGUCGAAGAACUCACCCCACCUCCCAUGGAGUCCUUCACCCCCGUCGGCUCGCCCCGACAAGCCGCAGCACCCACUCACGAACCUGUCCCAGACAUCGGCAAUGAUGUAAUGCCAGAGCCUGUCUCCCACCCCGUGGUGCCUCAAAAUGUACCGGCGCCGGACCAACACACCACGCAGCCCGAGUAUGCGACCACAAUCGGCGAGCCUAAUCAACACGUAGCAGAGGAUCUGCUACGUAGCCUGCAGCAGGUGCCGCUGGCUGCGAAUGGAGGUGUACAAGGGCAACAGGUGGCAUUCCAAAAUACAUACAAGAAGCGCAAGAUGAGUCGCAGUGCGGCUGAGGAUGAGUUUGCGGCGUUUGCGGGCGACGGCGAGAUGAAGGCUGCGGAGGAUGAUCUUGGUGAUUUGAUUUGA
Molecule: messenger RNA, 1323 nt
Organism: Plenodomus lingam JN3
Lineage: Eukaryota; Fungi; Ascomycota; Dothideomycetes; Pleosporales; Leptosphaeriaceae
Biological process (GO): mRNA 3'-end processing
Molecular function (GO): RNA polymerase II C-terminal domain binding
Source: RefSeq, a predicted model, not a curated record